UCUGAUGACGUCACACAAUACUAGCGGAUUCCCCGCGUUUACGGCAGACGAAGAUCCCAGACUGUCUGCUAUAUAAUCUUCGCUCGAGGAACACUUCGCCACAAUCUGCCUUCACGUCCAAGCUAAAAGUCUAACUCCUACCCCUCUAACAAUUUUACAAAGAUGGUCAGUGAAAAGUCUUCAGUGACGGCGGCAGUGCUCGUGGUCUCCCUGGCGGCCCUCGCCCUUGCCUCCGAGACUCGGCAUUACGCCCCAAAUACAGGCGUCCUUGAGGGCGUGGGCGGCCUUCAUGGUGCUGGGAUUGAAGGUGGCGUAGGACACGGCCUCAGUGAUGGAUUAGGACACGCUCCAGGUGCUGGACUGAGCCUCGGACACGGCUUGGAUUCCGCUGUCGGAUUGGGACACCAGGAUACGCCAACUGCAAGAACUGGUGCAAGGCCCCCACGGGCAAGUACGAGUGCUGCGACGACCUCAAGCCCGGCCACUGCCCUCCCGUCCGCCCCACAUGCCCCUCCGUCAGGAGCGUCCUUCCUCCCACGCCCUGCACGAACGACGCCUACUGCCCCGGCGCCGAUAAGUGCUGCUACGACACCUGUCUCGAGUACCGCACCUGCAAGCCCAUCAGCACCUUCUACUGAGACAGCAAACUCUAGUCACGAGGAGUUGCAAUGCUGCAGGUCCCGAUCUUUCCAUCGUUUUCACUCAGCUAUCAUCUACAUCUCGAAAAAAUAUUUGAUUUCCAUGAGUGGAGUUACAAGGCCAGUUGCCAUAUAUGUGUGUGAUAGAACAAUAAAGUUAAUAAAACUGUAUUUCUGA
This is a messenger RNA of Penaeus monodon (black tiger shrimp), 816 nucleotides long. RefSeq names its product holotricin-3-like. NCBI's taxonomy places the organism in Eukaryota, Metazoa, Arthropoda, Malacostraca, Decapoda, Penaeidae. Gene Ontology annotation, cellular component: extracellular region. Gene Ontology annotation, molecular function: peptidase inhibitor activity. The record is from RefSeq and is a predicted model, not a curated record.